Molecule: messenger RNA, 1320 nt
Organism: Lathyrus sativus (Indian pea)
Lineage: Eukaryota; Viridiplantae; Streptophyta; Magnoliopsida; Fabales; Fabaceae
Source: the annotation of a GenBank genome assembly
AUGGGGCUGAUUAUUCAUCAUGUAAACCCUCUCAAGUUGAUUUUGUUACUUUCUACUCUCUACACUUUAUCAGAUUGCUAUGACCCUUUGGAUCCAAAUGGGAACUUUUCUAUAACUUUUGACAUUAACAACCGUUUGGACAACGGAUAUCUGGCAACGGUGACACUUCAAAAUUAUCAUCAGUAUCGGCAUGUAGACAAACCAGGGUGGAAACUAGGAUGGACAUGGGCUAACAAUGAGGUGAUAUGGUCAAUGAGUGGUGCAAUUGCAACUGAUAGAGGUGAUUGUUCAUCUUACAGUGGUUCUCAGAUGCCACAUUCAUGUAAGAAAGAUCCUAUCAUAGUUGAUAUAUCUCCGGACGUCACACAAAACAGGUCCGUCCGUUGCUGCCGCGGCGGCCGCCUCUCUGCCCGAGCUAUUGAUUCUCUCAGUUCAUUAACUUCAUUUGAACUUGAAGUAAGAAACUUGGACCAAAAAGAAAAUUCAAUUGGACAAGCACCUAAGAAUGUUACAUUCAUGGCGCCGGGUCCUGGUUACACUUGUAGCCCUUUUAUGGUUACCGAUCCCUCGGUGUCCUUAGAUUUAGGAGGAGUAAGACAAGUUCCAGUUAUAAGAACUUGGAAGUCAAUAUGUACAUAUUCAAGUUUCUUGGCAAACAAGUCACCGGUAUGUUGUGUUUCCUUCUCCACAUUUUACAAUCCUAUCAUCACACCGUGUCGUAAUUGCACUUGUGGCGGAUGCAGGGAAGCCGAUAAAAACACACUGUCUUGCAUAAGGCCAAGUGAUUCUUUGGGAGGAUCGAAUGACGAGAAAAACAUAAUCCGAUGUACUGACCACAUGUGUCCAAUUCGAGUCCAUUGGCAUUUCAAGAACAACUAUAUGAAUCAAUGGAGGGUGAAGCUUACAAUUUCUAACUACAAUUUCAAUAGAAACUACUCGAAUUGGAACGUCCUGGUUCAACAUCCGGGUUUUAGCCAAAAAGCAACAACUUACAGCUUCAACAGCACUAAACUUCCCACUCUUGUGGCAGAUGGAGUUGCACUUUUUUGGGGAAUAGAUUAUUUCAACAAUGAAUUAAUGCAUUCUGAUAAGGAUGGGGUAGGUUCUGUGACAACAGAGAUACUAUUGGAAAAAGAUCAGAACUCAUUCACAUUGCAAAAUGGAUGGACGUUUCCAAGAAGAGUAUAUUUCAAUGGUGAAAACUGUGACAUGCCUUUACCUGACACAUUUCCUAUGUUACCAAAUGGUAGUUACUUUUUUAGACCAAAUUCUCUUGCUUUCAUUUUUUCAUUAAUUUCUUUGUUACUUGUAAAACUAUAG